Syngnathoides biaculeatus (alligator pipefish) is the source of this 1211-nucleotide messenger RNA. RefSeq names its product guanine nucleotide-binding protein G(I)/G(S)/G(O) subunit gamma-2. Gene Ontology annotation, cellular component: heterotrimeric G-protein complex. The transcript has 5 exons. Gene Ontology annotation, biological process: G protein-coupled receptor signaling pathway. Gene Ontology annotation, molecular function: G-protein beta-subunit binding. NCBI's taxonomy places the organism in Eukaryota, Metazoa, Chordata, Actinopteri, Syngnathiformes, Syngnathidae. The coding region runs from base 333 to 548 and encodes 71 amino acids. The record is from RefSeq and is a predicted model, not a curated record.
UGGGGGGGGUAUCUUCUUGCAGGCUGGCUGGAGGGUGGAGACUGUGGCAGCGGCAGCCUCGGAGAGGGAGGCAGGGAGGAUCUCAGCCAGGGAGGCGCAGGGACGAGCAGGACGGCGUGGAUGGAAGCUCGACUCCGCUGAACUGGAUGUGUUGCGGCUCCACGACAGGACAAGAUCUAAAGGAGUCAAGAGAUAAAAAUCUUGGAUGUUUCUUCCAGUCUCUGGGACUGUUUCAAGUGGUGUUGUCCAGAGUGGACCGAGCUCGACGCGUUGACUUGAGCUGCAAGAAUCUGAGGCGGCGUGCGGCGGCGUGAGCGGACGAGACCGUGGCCAUGGCGAGCAACAACACGGCCAGCAUCGCACAAGCCAGGAAGCUGGUGGAGCAGCUCAAGAUGGAGGCCAACAUUGACAGGAUAAAGGUGUCGAAAGCAGCGGCAGACCUGAUGUCCUACUGCGAAGCGCACGCCAAAGGGGACCCGCUGCUCUCCCCGGUUCCCGCCUCCGAGAACCCCUUCCGGGAGAAGAAGUUCUUCUGCGCCAUCUUGUGAAAAAAAUAAAAUAAAAUAAUAAACUAAAUAAAAAUACAGAAAAUUAAAGGCAAGACCGCCGACAGCGUGCGUAGGAAAUCUAGGGGUGCUGGGGGUAAGAUUUAGCAACGUUCUAGAAUCUCAUCCACGGAUGGGAAGCGUCGAAGGGAGUUUGCGGGCGGGGGCAUGUUGAGGGGCGGUGCUUGGAUGCUGAAGGCGUGCUGACGGACGACUAUUCAGGCUGUGACGUGUACAAAACUAGCAAACUUUUUGUGGUUUUUGUUUAGAGGUAUGUGUGUGUGGUCGACUGUCACAAGGUAGAACUACAAGCUAAAAACUUCUCUCCCUCCGCUAGACGCCACUCGAUGACCGAUUUCGUCGGUUCUUCUUACCUGGAUCGCUCUUUCUAUUACUCUUAUCUGCUUUAUUUGAUUUUAUUAUGAUUUUUUUUUUUUUUUAACUUAUAAAGCUAGCGACAGCUUUUCAAUGAGUUGUUCUGGAACACUCGAUGGUGUGAUCUUAUGUUCGACGUACAAGUGCUGAGUAAGUUUAGGAAGAAGAAAAAAAAAAAUCCACAGGAUGUUCUGUUUCGUUUCCCAAAACGCAAACCUUCUUUUUACUCUUUGUACAAAAAAAAAACCAAAAACUGAAAUGAUACGCGAGUAAAAACUGUGAUGUGCUGGA